Corylus avellana is the source of this 1540-nucleotide messenger RNA. It is a transcript of the gene PM-ANT, whose product is annotated as Mitochondrial substrate carrier family protein. The record is from RefSeq and is a predicted model, not a curated record. NCBI's taxonomy places the organism in Eukaryota, Viridiplantae, Streptophyta, Magnoliopsida, Fagales, Betulaceae. Gene Ontology annotation, cellular component: mitochondrial inner membrane. Gene Ontology annotation, molecular function: ATP:ADP antiporter activity. Gene Ontology annotation, biological process: mitochondrial ADP transmembrane transport; mitochondrial ATP transmembrane transport.
AUUGGGCACAGUGUUCCUCGACAGCUUUAUAUCAGGAAGUGAAGCGUAUAUUCCGUUGGUUUUCUUUCGAGCAAGAAAGCAAUCGAGACAGGCAUAUUUCAAGGUUCGUCAUAGGCAGAGAGGGAGAGAGAGAAAUUUGUGUAUGAUUACCAGAAGGUUGUAUCCAUUGAUUGAUUAAGCAAAACUUGCAUAUAUGAACUUGUAAACGGGCUUUCUUCAAUCUUAACCACCAACCAGGUUCCCACCAUUUUCAGGGAGGAAGAAACACUGUUUCAGAGGCGGUAUGAGAGAGUUUUAGAGAGAGAGAGAGAGAGAGAGAGAGAGGGGGGGGGGGGGUGUAGAAGAAUGAGUAAAGAAGAUGAUGAUGACCCAGAAAAUAGGAAGUCGAAAUCGGGGCCAAGAUCAUCGGGGCUGUACGAUUGGUUGACGAACUUUCACCGCGAUCUGAUGGCCGGGGCGGUGUUGGGGGGGGUGGUGCACACGAUUGUCGCCCCAGUAGAGCGAACGAAGCUUAUCUUGCAGACCCAAGAAAGCAACCUGGCGAUUGUAGGAGGCAGUGGGCGUAGGAGAUUCAAGGGUAUGCUCGAUUGCAUCGUCCGUACGGUACGAGAGGAAGGCAUUCUCUCUCUUUGGAGAGGCAAUGGGAGCAGCGUUCUUCGCUAUUACCCUUCUGUCGCUCUCAAUUUCUCACUCAAGGAUCUCUAUAGAAGCAUGUUAAGAAGCGGGAAAUCUGAACGUGGUCAUUUUCUGUCUGGUGCAUCUGCCAAUUUUAUUGCUGGGUCUGCAGCCGGUUGUACAACAUUGAUCUUAAUAUAUCCUCUUGACAUUGCACACACCCGUCUCGCUGCUGAUAUUGGGAAAAGUGAAGUUCGUCAAUUUCGAGGCAUCUACCAUUUCUUGACUACCAUAUGCAAAAAAGACGGGAUUCGGGGGGUUUACAGAGGGCUUCCUGCCUCUCUACAUGGGAUGGUUGUUCACCGCGGCCUUUAUUUUGGAGGUUUUGAUACAAUAAAAGAGAUGCUCACAGAAGAAUCAAAGCCCGAGUUGGCAUUGUGGAAGCGAUGGGUGGUGGCUCAGGCAGUCACAACCUCUGCUGGGUUGUUGUCAUAUCCAUUGGACACCGUACGGAGGCGGAUGAUGAUGCAGUCCGGCUUGGAACAGCCUAUGUACCAUAGCACUCUGGACUGCUGGAAGAAGAUUUAUAGGACAGAGGGGUUGGCUUCAUUUUAUCGUGGGGCUCUUUCAAGCAUCUUUAGGAGUACUGGUGCUGCUGCCAUCCUGGUCUUAUAUGACGAGGUGAAGAAGUUCAUGAAUUGGGGUAGAUUGUAACAGGAAACCAUUUUGGAGUUAUUUCAUCUUAAUAGAGAAGGUUUAAAGAAUAGAUUAGAAUGAAGCAAUGAGAUUUACAAGCGGAAAAUCUUGUAAAGCGCAAAUGAGAGCUAUACAGAUUGUGUAAAACAUCCAAUAACGACAUUCAUUGGCCGCUUCGCCCUUUGAGGCUCUGGCAAUUUAUGUCUUAAUUUUUUGUUAAAAAAAAUAA